Molecule: messenger RNA, 2322 nt
Organism: Pezoporus flaviventris
Lineage: Eukaryota; Metazoa; Chordata; Aves; Psittaciformes; Psittacidae
Gene: MRAP2
Product: melanocortin 2 receptor accessory protein 2
Exons: 7
Coding region: 382-1002 (206 amino acids)
Biological process (GO): regulation of adenylate cyclase-activating G protein-coupled receptor signaling pathway; protein localization to plasma membrane
Cellular component (GO): endoplasmic reticulum; plasma membrane
Molecular function (GO): type 1 melanocortin receptor binding; corticotropin hormone receptor binding; type 3 melanocortin receptor binding
Source: RefSeq, a predicted model, not a curated record
GUAGAGGACGGGCGUCAUCGCCGCCAGCUCCGUCCGCCUGGCUCCCCCUCAGCGCUGACUCGACCCGGCGGGCGAGAGCGGUCGUGGGUGGCCGCGCCUUUCGCCAGGGACGAAGCGGUGCUUCGGAGGAUGGCACCUGGACGUGCCUGGUGCGGGUGGGAAGAUUGGAUAUUCCCCUGAAAAGGCUACAAGUUUGAUCUCAAAUCCUGCGCAUCUAAGAUCUUGAGAAUUAGCAAGCAGCAAGGAUCAUUUGUGGCGUAUUGAAGCUGAUAAUUUGCACAGAGAAAUUUAGGUUGGAAGGGACCUCUGGGGGUCAUCUGGUCCAACCUGCUGCUCAAAGCAUGCUCAACUAGAUCAGGUAUAUACUUAUUGAGGUGCAAGAUGUCUGCCCUGAGGUUGAUUUCUAACAGAACCUCCCAGCAGGCCUUGUCUAACUCUGAUUAUACCUGGGACUAUGAGUACUAUGAGUAUGGACCAGUGUCGUUUGAAGGCCUGAAGGCUCAUAAAUAUUCCAUUGUGAUUGGAUUUUGGGUUGGUCUUGCAGUUUUUGUUAUCUUCAUGUUUUUUGUCCUGACCCUGCUGACAAAGACAGGAGCACCACAUCAAGACAAUGCAGAACCUUCUGGAAAGAGAUUUCGCAUGAAUAGCUUUGUGGCAGAUUUUGGAAGGCCUCUGGAGUCGGAGAGGGUCUUUUCUCGCCAAAUAGCUGAAGAAUCACAGUCACUUUUCCAUUUCUGUAUUAAUGAAGUGGAACAUUUGGACAAAGCAAAACAAAAUCAGAAAGGUCCAGGUCUGGAGAGUAAUACCCACUUCCAGGAAGCUCCCAAGAGCAGCGGUAUGUUUGAGGAAGACCUACACUGUCUUACAAAAUUUAACAUUCCUAACUUUGUGAAUGCUGAGCAGAACUCUUCGCUAGGUGAGGAUGAUCUCCUCAUCUCAGAGGCACCAAUCAUUUCAGACAGCAGAUCAGUCAUGCAAUCAUCCCAUCGGAUCCUUGACUAAAAAGCCUUUUACUUUAAGUCUGAACCUUCCUGUGCUUUUUGGCUCCAUCAAUGGCCCUUUUCUUGACCAGUGGGCCAGCAAAGGGCUAGCAGGUGUGAAGCUGUGGGGAGGACUACCUCCAAAAGCAUGGCUGAGCUGCACUUGCUGUGUCCUUUUUUUGUACUCGGGAUGGUGUUGCAACCACAGCUGCUCUCCCAGGGAAAGGUUUGUUGAAUAGGUGUAAUUUCAACCUUUAUUCUUUUAGAGAAGUAAUAUCGUUCUGAACCUUAGCCAGAACUUACAUUACAUUUAGCUUUCUUAAAAAAAAUUGUAAUUAAUGGUCAAAUGAUUUUAGAGCAAGCACAUAGGAUGCUGAGGAAACAGGUUUAAAUCCUUUGCUGGGUUUGGAGUAAGAGUGCUCUGCAGGCAGUUAUUAACCGAAAGGAAACCAGUGGAUCCAAGAUAUCAUGCAUAACUGGGUUUUCUUGAAACUAACUUGCUUUGCAUGGAACAUGUUUGAGUGAAAAUGUAGGAAUUGCCUGCUGGUAUGUUCUUUAGCCACUUCAAUGCUUAAAUUCUUUAAGCAUUCAUUUCAUAAAAUUAUUUCAUUCUUCCUUCACCUGACAAAGAGAAUAAAUAAUGAAUGGCUUGUACAUUUAAAGAAUGCAGACUGGGGAAACUUCUUUUGUUUUUUAACUCCUGUGCCCUUAUAAACCACUUACACCUAAAUUUCCUGCUUUCAAAUAUAAUUCUUGCACUACUUCCUAGUGUUUAAAGAAUGGGUUUAUACUUAAAGCAAAGCAGAGGCUGUUUAAAACAAGCAGACUAUUGUUGAAAGUAGUUCCUAAAAGGAGACUGAAGUGAACCCUGUUAUGAAUGAGUAUAGCUGCAUGGUUGCAAUGUAGAUCUUGAGGUGCAAAAAGGCCUCCCUUUACAGUAAGUACUCAACCACAAGUAUGAAGGCUGUAGCUGUAUAAGUUCCUUUUUCUCUUCCCAAAUUAAGAAAUUGUUUGCUGUUCCCAGUCAGUUAACCUGACAUUUUCAUCUGGUACCUUAAAUCUUUGUGGCUUUUGUUUGGGUGCAUAACUGCAACUUUGGGAGAAAGGAGAAAUAUUCAUGUGAAUGGAUGCUGGUGACAGUUAGCACCCAAAUGAAAGGCACUUAUAAAAAUGAUCAAGGGAUAAGGCCAACUUCACUUAUACCACAUUUGAAUUGUGUUCUUAGUGUUGUCACUGAAUUCCAGGAAAUAACUUCUCUAAACAGAAUGACAGGUCAGAAAGCCAACGUUACUUUGUUGUGACACUGGGUAUGUGGGGGAUCACUCUCCCUACUACGUACCCC